AUGUCGGCCCUCGCCAGUGCUGUUGCCGCUAUUGACAGCCUGCACACGAUCCCCCCAUUCACGGCCGAUGAUGAGUGGAGGUCCCUAGGUGCUUGCCUUGUGGCAGUCCUCGCCUGUCUGAAGCACAAGCCCAGCACACCGCGGCAGCCAGACGACGGCGCCUCGGCACAGCAGCUCUGUGACUACGUUGGCCGCAUAAUAUCUCCAUGUCCGGAUGCUGAGGCCGGCCAGAUAUCAGACCGUGAUUACCCAGAGUACGAGCAGGUUGCUCACCGCAGCCGUGAGAUAGCACCUUAUGGUCUCAGUAUUCUGCAGGUUUUGCACAAUAACCACUCAACCAAGUUCAGCUUGGACACGCUUCUCACUGUCAUCUCGUUCACCAAUCCUGGCGUGACAGACCCAUGGACAAUCCACGAGGCAUGCGAUCUCGCACGAGACUUGCUGUCACAACAGCUCCUGCACCACUUCCACCAGUCCGACCUGAUCGAGACCAUCUUGAAGGACUACCUUCGCCCCGCCUUCUCAAAGUCACGGCCAAAGGCCGUCACCGCGUCAGGAAGGAAGGCAGAGUUCCCCGAAGAGGAUGAUCCUCAUCGAGGUUUGGCGGAUGAGACCAAAGAGGUGAAGCCAUGGAAAUAUGAGGACCAUCGAGCAAUUGCAGUAUUUCACUGGGUGGUCCUGACCACAGACUCUGACCUGUUGAGCAAACAAUGGCCCCUCUUCAUCCCUGUUCUUCUGGCACUUCUAGAUGAGGCUACCACGAGGAUUCGGACGCGCGGCCUUCUCAUCUUGGACGCUUUCCUGGAGAAGUUCCCGGCAAAUAUACUUCGCGAUACCGGUCUAGCCAGCGUUUUCGAAGACGCGGUCUUCCCUACGUUACACUUCCUGCCCAACAUCACGCCAGAGGAAGACUCCAUUAUUCUUCUCGAAGCAGCGUACACAGCCUUGCUGAGCCUGGCCAGAAAAACAGAACCGAAGGCCGGAAAGGCGGAGGCACACAGCAGUUCUGCGAAGGCGAAGCUCCUCGACAAGAUACUGCGCGACGGCGUGUUCUCAGCGUACUUCCAUGUCAAAGACCAUGUUCGCAUCGUAGAGGUGCUCUUGAUCCAGACAGCCAAGGUCGUGGAUGAGAUGCAAAUCCACGCCGUCAAGCACCUCAAGGACCUCAUCCCCAUGCACAGCGAGGUGCUUUCAAACCCCUUCGCCGCCCUCGCCCCUGCCACUUUAUCCGCCGCGAUCGCGGGCCUCCAGGCCAUGAUCGCCAACUGCUGGCCGCGCCUCGCUACCCCAGCUUACCAGGACGAGCUCAUCAAGGCCCUUGUCGUGUGCUACCUGACUGUGCACGACGAGCAGGACCAGCUGGGCGCGCGCUUCGAAACCAUCGAUGCCGAGCUCGUCAAGACGGCGUCCAUGCUCACGGUCGCGGCGAGGGGCGCCGGCGGCGAGGUCGUGCAAGACCUGGCGGACAAGGCGGCGCUGCUGGUUUCGAAGGAGCCGCUGCUUGCUGGGCUUUUCAAAUGA
Diaporthe citri is the source of this 1521-nucleotide messenger RNA. RefSeq lists its product as uncharacterized. The transcript is spliced from 5 exons. Bases 1 to 1521 code for a protein of 506 amino acids. The record is from RefSeq and is a predicted model, not a curated record. NCBI's taxonomy places the organism in Eukaryota, Fungi, Ascomycota, Sordariomycetes, Diaporthales, Diaporthaceae. Gene Ontology annotation, cellular component: centrosome; nucleoplasm; cytosol.